Molecule: messenger RNA, 2822 nt
Organism: Trichosurus vulpecula (common brushtail)
Lineage: Eukaryota; Metazoa; Chordata; Mammalia; Diprotodontia; Phalangeridae
Gene: THEMIS2
Product: thymocyte selection associated family member 2
Exons: 6
Coding region: 54-2042 (662 amino acids)
Biological process (GO): T cell receptor signaling pathway
Source: RefSeq, a predicted model, not a curated record
AACUCAGCUGAAACAGUUGCUGACUGUUAGUGUGACCACAGAGUUCCUGGACCAUGAAGCCUGUGGUCCUCCAGGAUUAUAUCUGUUCCCUGGACCAAGCCUCCCUCCCUCGAAUCCUGAAGAUAUGCUCCGGGGUAUAUUUUCAGAGCUCCAUCUAUGAUCUCUCUGGGAUUGAGUGCUGUUUGUCCACUGGAGACCUCAUAAAAAUCAUCCAGAUUAAUCUCAAGAAAGUGAUCUGUAAGAACCCCGAAACGGGCCACAUCACCGAGCUUCCUCCUGACUUCCCAGGCUACUUCAGCUCAACUGUCAAACCUAAGCUCUAUGGUACCCUGAACCAGCUGAUGUCUGCUGCCACCAAAAAUGGGCCACUACCCAUCUACUUCAGCUCAGUGCAUGACAUUGAAGUAGAGGGCAGUGUGGUGCCCAGAGACCAGCCCCUUGUGCUGAUGGCUGUGGAGACAUACCAGGGUAUCCCCUAUGUGUACUGCAUGAUGGACUCAGGAAACCACAAGUUCACCACAUACCUACCUCUGUCUCUGCAAGGGACUUUUUACAACUGGGGACCAGGCUUCCCACAGACAUUACUCCAGACAUUGCAGGACCCUGUUCUGCUGGAUCAACCCUGUAUCUGCCCCACUCUCCACUGGAACCCCCUGAGCCUCCAACCUGAGUAUGAGAUUGAUGCCAUCAUGCAGACGCGUACAGACAUCGUGAAGAUCCCUUCUACCCUGGAAGUGGACGUGGAGGACGUCACUGAAGCCUUGGAACAUCAUCAACACUUCAUCAAACCUUUGCUGCUAAGUGACGUCUUGGCCCAGGAUGGGCCUUUCCCAAUGCGGGCAGUGAUCCUAGAAGUCCCCGAUGGUCCCCCUAUCUUUCAUAGGUCCCUGAAAAAGGGUCAGGAGCUCCUGAUUCAUGGCCCAGCCUCCCCACCAUGGCGGGUACUGGCGUCCAGUAGGAGCCGAAAAACCCCCAGACACUUCUUCAUCUCAGGAGCCUACCAGGGCAAAUUGAGGCGCCGGCCCCGAGAAUUCCAUACAGCUUUUGAUCUCCUGGCUGCCUUGGCACCUGGCUUUGCACUCUGUGUGGUGGCCACACAAGACUGGGAGGGUGAGGAGAGUGACUCCACUUCCCCUUCCCUUUUCAGAGGUGACCGAGUGGAGGUGUUAAGGAAGGACGAGGGCCCCGAUGGGGAGGUUCUGGUCUGUAAUCGACUGAGUGAUCUGGCUGGAGAGGAGGAAGAGGAAGAACAAAGAGAGGAAAAGGAACAACUCUUGCUGCCUCUCUACUCCUCUUGUGGUUUUGUAGAAGAGAUGAGCGAUGGGAAACGCUACAGUCUGGCCAACCUAAUGACCCAGGUCCCACUGCCCUGUGAGGUUAAGGUCUUGGGCAAGGACCCUUCCCUUUCUGAGGACCCACUGUCCUCUUUACUUGGCCUACGGCUGGAGGAGAAGAUCACAGAACCCUUCCUGACCAUCAGUCUAUCCACUGAUCCCAGAAUGUGCUUUGAGAUCCCCCCCAGAUGGCUAGACCUGACUGUGGUGGUGGUCAGUGAGCCACUGGAGGAGCAAGGGGAGCCUUUGUUAAUCUCCACAGUGGAAGAACUGACAGAUGCCUUCUACUACAAACUUCAGACCUUGCAAGACUGCAGUGCCCAGGCCCCUCCACCCAGGCCCCCCAAAACCAAGCAAAUGUGCAGCAGCUCAGCCAAGCCUAAGCAACCCCCGGGGCCUAAGAAAAAGGCCCCAGUGCCGCUGCCUGAACUCCCCACCAGAAAACCCAAAGCCUCAUCCUUGCCACAGGCCUCCAAGGGCUGCUCACAACUGUAUAGCAAAUCCUGCAAAGUUCGGAAGCCACUCAUAAAGACCUCAGGGACUGGUACAGAGAAGAGGGAAUCUGCUACUGAUUCUGACCAUGACUAUGAGAGUCCUGACGAGGAGCUUAAGCAAACCAUAAAGAGAAUGGCAGAGACCAUACUUCCCUACUGUGACCACGACUAUGAGUAUCUGGACGACUUCAGUUCAAGCAAACCAUUCAGAUGAUGGAUGAGGCUAAUGCUUCCCUACAAGGACCAAGAGAGGAAGGACUCCAAAGAUGACAACUCUACCAGCCUCCCACUGUUCCUAGGUGUCCAGCUCAGAACCAACAUGGGGGUGGGGUGGGGGGAACAAUUCCUGACUCAGAGAUCCAGACCUUUCACACUACUGCCCUCCAUUCAUCUUCAUAGUCCAUGCUCCUGAGCUCCAGCUCCCACACUGGGCUUCCGAUUGAUGAAGGCUCACUCUAUCUAGUUCAGCCCAGGACUGUUGCUCUCUUGGCAUUUUCAUUCCAUGCUGCCCCCGGUAUAUCCCACAUCCUUUCCAAGUCUUGUUCUGGGAACAAUAAUUAAAUCAUCACUACCAUUCCUAGAAUAGGGUGUGUCAAUCAGUGGUCCUUUGAUUUCACCCACCAUCUCUGUGGUCAAAACAGCAAAGCCAAAACACCUUCCCAUGCCCAUCACUCCCAUGUGGAUAUUGUCUUCCCCAUUAGAGUGUAAGGUCCUUCCAGAAACAGAACAAUUUAUGCAACAACAACAUUGUAAAGACAAAGAACUCUGAAAAACUUGAGAACUCUGAGCAAUGAAAUGGCCAACCACCAAUCCAGGGGACUCUUAAUGAAGUAUGCCAUCCACUUCCUGACAGGGAGGGAGGUGAUCCACUCAGGGCUGGUGCAGACUAAGAUAAAUUUUUUUGGACAUUGCCAGUACAAGAAUUUGCUUUGCUUGACUGUGCAUAUUUGUUACAAGACUUUUGCUUUUCUUUUUUCUCCUCCAAUGGGGGAAG